CACCGUCACCAGAGCCAUUUGUCGGACACACGGGAGGAUGUAGGAUCGCAACACGCAGACGGUCCAGUUGACAGCGAGGAAAGUGGCACUUCUGUCGGAGAGGCGUCCCGGAGAUGUUUGACUCUCGCCGACCGAGUUAGCUUAGCCAGGCUAGGCUAGAUGUUUUAGCUGCAGGACGUCACUGUGUCACCGUCAUUACGUGAAGUGUCACCGGCGGCAGCUGCUCGUUGUACGUCCCGCAGACGAUUAGCUCAUUGUCCGGUGGUCGUGGAGCUAAAAGUGAAGCUUCUCUGUUCAGGUUAAUGUCAUCAGAAGUGAGGUCAACGUCCCUGAGGAGUUUCCUGACACCAGGAAGCGUUUCACCGUUAGCAUAACAGCACUACUUCCGGUCAGGGCUAAACAAAAUAAAAUCUUUACUCGACAAAAGGCUGCAAUUUAACGCGGGUUAACCUCUCAGGGGUUAAAAUGUAAUAAUUAUAAGUUUAUAUUCAUCCAUUUAAAUAUAUAAGGACAUUUUUUAUCGCUAUUCAAACCAGGUAUUUUUAUUAAGACUUUUAUAUUGAAGUGGUUCCCCCCAGCUUCCUGCUCUUGCGAGCUAACUUCCGUUAGCUUGAUGUCGCUAACAACGUGUUUAUGUAACAUUGCCAAAGAGUUUGUGUUUUUUUUACAGUUUUGCUGACGUUUUUUCUAUUUUGGCAGAUGGAACAUUGUUUGGACCUUCACUCUCUUCUCUGCUGCCAAGUUCAUCACAGAGAAAAUAAAGAAUCCACAAAACCUUGGACUUUUAUGUUAUAUAUAUAUAUGUUAUAUCAUACAUAUUUAUUUUAUGCAUCUGAUUUGAUUUGAUGUAAUCUUAUCUAUUUAUGUAAGUAAUUAGAGUUGCCAUUGAUUUUUCACAAAAAAUUUAAACAUACAAUUUAUUUGAGUAAAAUACAACCAAAAACGUGGAUACUGCAAAAACACACCAGGUGGAUUUGAGUUUUAGUGGAAGUCAAGGGCCCUGAAUUCCUAUUUCCACCCCUGUCACUAGGUCUCGGGUGCAUAUAUACUCCCAACAACAUCAAAACACAUCAGUGACCUUCACUGUCACAUUUACACAUCGCACACUGUUGUAAUCUCCUGUCUGUCAACAGGUAUUGAUUGAGCUGCCCUCGAUUAAACCAAGUGCUGUUCACCUUCAGUAUCUUUGCAAGACCCAGAAAACAGGAUGUGUACAACACAGCUCUACGUCACAGGACAACUACUGACAGCCUGAACUUUGUUAGAGUCGGUUAUAUCAGCGUUGUGCUCAAGACUUUAUCAGGCAACACCGAUAAGUGCAUCAAAUAUGAGUGAUCAUCUGUGGGAGAUAAAGAUUAAUGAAUGAUCAGGUUCAAAGUGAAGGGUUGACAUAUAAAUCAGUAGCCUUUUCUGUCGGAGUUGCUCAGUGUGUGUCACCUCAGCCUCAGGUAAGCAGCACACAAACUGACCAUGUUCACAUCAGUGUACACAUCACAGGACAGAAGUCAUUCACAAAACAAACUGAGCUUACAGAAAAACUAAGUUAACGUGAUCGGUUGCAUUUGUUCAGUGUUGCUCUGUGUCUUCUGUUGACAGGAUGUUCAGGUCCCUGCUGCUGCUCCUGGCAGUGUCCGGCCUCCAAGCCGCCCCAAUCGCACUCGCUCGAGGACUGCAGAAGACAUCUUCAACCUACCAGCUCCACGAUGGCUUUCAAAUGGGCACCGAACAUGACAAUGACAUCCGUCCACCCAUUCCAGACAGCUACAGACACGGUAAUGAGCUCUCCAGAAGGUUCCUGGUUGACCUCAACAUUGGCCUGGUGCAAGACAACAUCGCUGCCAUCCGCCCCUCUCUUGGGAAUGGGUUUGGAGAGAUGGACAGAAGACAGAGGCUGACAGAUGAAAUCCCUGUUGAUGUUCCAGCCCAGAAGAACGGUGGUGGUUGGGUGCGGGGGGAGGCACCUGCUGCAAAUCAUGUCCCAGAUGGUUUCAGGCAGGGAACUGAACCUGUUCAUAAAAUCCAAGCAGGCUUUAGGCAGGGAACCGAACCCUUCAUGGCUAUCCCAGAUGGUUUCAGACAGGGAACCGAACCCUUCAUGUCUAUCCCAGAUGGUUUCAGGCAGGGAACCGAACCCUUGAUAACUAUCCCAGAUGGUUUCAGACAGGGAACCGAACCCUUCAUGUCUAUCCCAGAUGGUUUCAGGCAGGGAACCGAACCCUUGAUAACUAUCCCAGAUGGUUUCAGACAGGGAACCGAACCCUUCAUGUCUAUCCCAGAUGGUUUCAGGCAGGGAACUGAACCCUGCAUAACUAUCCCAAAUGGUUUCAGACAGGGAACUGAACCUGUUCAUAAAAUCCAAGCAGGCUUUAGGCAGGGAACCAAACCCUUCAUGGCUAUCCCAGAUGGUUUCAGACAGGGAACCGAACCCUUCAUGUCUAUCCCAGAUGGUUUCAGACAGGGAACCGAACCCUUCAUGUCUAUCCCAGAUGGUUUCAGACAGGGAACCGAACCCUUUAUGUCUAUCCCAGAUGGUUUCAGGCAGGGAACCGAACCCUUCAUGUCUAUCCCAGAUGGUUUCAGGCAGGGAACCGAACCAUUCAUGUCUAUCCCAGAUGGUUUCAGGCAGGGAACUGAACCCUCUGUCUCUAGAACACAGACAGUGGCAUGUAAGGGAGAGGUCAUCAAUGGAAACUGCUAUGAGUUCAACCCCACACCAUUAACCUUCCAGGACGCACAGGUCAUCUGCAGAGCUCUUGCCCCAAAUGCUGAGCUUGCCUCUGUACCCAACAGUGAUCUGCAUUCUCGCCUGGUUUCCCUGGUGACCAAGGGUGGUGAGAAAAACCCUGUGUUGACCUGGCUGGGAGGCACCGUCAAGAACCAGGAGGCAUCAUGGGUAGACGGGUCAGAGUGGGGUUACAGUGACUGGAAGCCGGGUCACCCCAACAUUCAGACUGACAAACCUGUGUGUUUGGAGAUGUUCCAGAUAGAUGAGAGCUGGUGGACAGCCGCUGACUGUGACCUGAGGAGAGCGUCCAUCUGCUCGUACCCGAUCACUGUGUGAAGACCACAAAGAAACAGAGUGGGAAAGUCUGGAUCUUUCUUGCAGAAAACAUUGUUUAAUGUUUGUCUCCUUGAAUAAAACUUUAAGAUUUGUU
Messenger RNA from Pleuronectes platessa (European plaice), 3155 nucleotides. RefSeq lists its product as uncharacterized. NCBI's taxonomy places the organism in Eukaryota, Metazoa, Chordata, Actinopteri, Pleuronectiformes, Pleuronectidae. The coding region runs from base 1598 to 3061 and encodes 487 amino acids. The transcript is spliced from 7 exons. The record is from RefSeq and is a predicted model, not a curated record. Gene Ontology annotation, molecular function: signaling receptor activity.